AUGCUACCUGCCAGCUGGCUGCUUCUUGAGUAUUUAUUACGGCAAAGACAAAAUAUUAUAAGAUUUGAGGAGGUGAUGAAAUUGAAUAAAGAUUACGGGUCUCCGAUUGGUUCAAAACAUGAAAUGAAAUCAUUUCUAAAAUUCCAUCAUGCCAGAGGAACAUUCAUUUACUUUGAUGAAGGCGAAUUGGCUGAAUUUGUUGUCCUGAAGCCUUCGUUCAUAGUUGAUGCUUUCAAAUGCAUCCUCACAUCUGGUAAGUUUUGCAGAAAGGACACAGCUCUGCGACCUUUGUGGCAAAAGCUUACAACAAGGGCUAUUUUAGACCCGGGUCUUUUGCAGUCUGUCUGGAGUAAUGAUGGCAAUAAGGAUUUCAUUCAGUUUAAAGAUGUUCUUCUGGCUAUUUUGAAAAGACAUAAGAUCAUUUCUGAGGCACUAAAGUUUGAUGAUAACACUGCGGAGUUGUCAUCACUUGGCUACUACAUAGUUCCUAGUUUCCUGAGAAAGGCGAAACAAGAUGAAAUAGAGAUUUUCGUUGGGAAAAGACGUUCCACCACAGUUUCACUAGUUUUUAUAUUUGACAAUGAAGCAGUUGUUACAACAGUAUUUCAAAGAAUUACAGGUGCAGCGGUUGGAAGUUGGUCAGUCCUUGAACUGAAUGGAAGUAGUUUGCUGUUUGAGAAUGCAGGUGUGUACAGGAUUAAUCAGAGGCAUGCAGGUGUGAUUACUUAUGCUGAAAAUAAGCUAGAAUUGUUGGUAGCUCCUAUGUGCAUCGAAGAAAACAUACAAGCUGAAGUGGCCGAUUUUUUUCGAAGAUUUGUUGAAAAUGUGAUACUAAAUGAAUUUCUGAAGCUUCGGAGUUCUGAAGAAAUAGAUGAAAUACCAUUUAAAGUGGCAGUUAGAUGCCAACACCAACUACAUAAUUGCAAAGGAAGUAAAGCAUUAUAUGACUUAGGAAAUUUGAAGAAGCAGUCAGAGAAAAAAGUAUGUUGUCCAGACAAUGUCGGUCAUGAAAGUAUUGACAUUGACCACAUCUUACAUGAAUGGUAUGGGCAAAAUAUAGUUGUUGCAGACGUACCAAAACGUACGCUCACAAGAAAAGAACAUGCAGUACUGUCCACUGCUAUUGGAUCUGAAUGGAGGAUUCUUGGAUCACUGCUAGGAGUCAAUGAAAUAACUCUACAACAGAUAGAGCUUGACUAUCAUAGAACGUCUAUGAGGAUUUAUGAGAUGCUCGGAUCAUGGGAAAAAGAGAAGGAGGAGAAGGCUUCUUUGGAUGUUUUUGUAAAAGAAAUUAACAAACUUCCACCUAACACAGUCAGAAUGGAUGUGAUAAGAAAUCUGAUAAAUGAUAUUUACAAAUAA
Ruditapes philippinarum (Manila clam) is the source of this 1362-nucleotide messenger RNA. RefSeq lists its product as uncharacterized. Lineage: Eukaryota; Metazoa; Mollusca; Bivalvia; Venerida; Veneridae. The transcript has a single exon. Gene Ontology annotation, molecular function: protein binding. The record is from RefSeq and is a predicted model, not a curated record. The coding region runs from base 1 to 1362 and encodes 453 amino acids. Gene Ontology annotation, biological process: signal transduction.